Ilex paraguariensis (yerba mate) is the source of this 360-nucleotide messenger RNA. Lineage: Eukaryota; Viridiplantae; Streptophyta; Magnoliopsida; Aquifoliales; Aquifoliaceae. The record is from the annotation of a GenBank genome assembly.
AUGAUUGAAGAACGGCGAGGGGCUCCCUACGGCGUCCUCUUGGCGGUGGUGGUGGUGCUAGUGUUGGUGGGUCCGACACUACUGGGCGACCAAGGUGCAGCCAUAACCGAAUUCAUAGCUGAAUUCAUAGCUGAGCUUCUGAGUCCAGUGGGUCUCUUCCUACUUCCCAUAGCCCUCCUCCUCACCAUCCAAUUCCUCUCUUCUGAUAGGGGAUCUUUCAUCUCCGGCAUCUUCUCCACCGGCGAGCCCAACUCCAUUGGGUCACCCGUCGGCGUCGCUCUCGUGCUUAUUCUCGUUCUGUUCCUUCUCUACUACCGGGUCUCCAUCUUCGGCGGCGGGGAUGACGAGUCUGAGGAAUAA